GAUCAGCUGACUCCCUGCAGAAAGAACAUGGGUGAUUAGACAGAAACCAAUGAGUAAGUUACAUGUCAAAAAUCAAGCUGUAUCGCAGCUAUCUUAAGUCAAGUUCAUGUGAAUUUAGAAUAUAAGAAGGUAAAAGAACACUGAGUGCCAAAACGCUUCAGAGUGCGAUACCAUGGAAAACGGAGCCAUUAAUCAUAAUGGGGAUGAGAAGCAGAUCUGGGAGAGACCCUGGACGCUGGAGGAAAUGCGCAAAAAUAGUACAAACUGGUCUUUGGCUGCAGAUUCAGGGCUGUUCCUUUUUCUUCAAGACUUCUCUCAAAGGAUGCUGUCAAAAACCCAUGAGAUUGAAAAACAGCUUGAUGGUCUUAUUCGUGACACGAAAGCAACAGACAGCUGCCUGCAUACAGUCUUUAAUGAUUUCCUCAUGCUCUCCAACACACAGUUCAUUGAAAAUAGGGUGUAUGAUGAAGAGAUUGAAGAACCUCCAGCAAAACCUGACGUCCCUGAGAGACCGUCUGAGCAAGAGAAAACACGUGAACAGAAAGAGGCCGAGCUGAUCCCAAAGGUGCAGGAGGCGGUGAACUAUGGUUUGCAAGUGUUGGACUCUGCCUUUGAGCAGCUGGACAUUAAGGCUGGCAACUCCGACUCUGAAGAUGAGGAGGCCACCGAUCGUGUGGAACCCAUUCUGGAACCCAAGGAUUUGUAUGUAGACAGACCAUUGCCUUACUUGAUUGGUUCUCAGCUUUUCAUGGAAACUGAUGAUGUGGGGCUUGGAGAUCUUUCAAGUGAAGAAAUGUCCAUAGAUAGUGAUCGAGACAGUGUGGCAGAAAGUGAGGAGGACAAGGAUAGAGAUCAGUCAGAUGAGGACUUUGACCAAGAAGAAGAUGGUCAGGGCAGCUUCAAGAAGAAGUCCUCUGCCUUAAGUUCUGAAGAGGAUGAUGAUGAAGACGAAGAUGAUGAUUCAGACAUAUUUGGUGAAUCUGACAAGGAGGAGGAUGCUGAAGGAAAGGCUUCAGCCGGACCAUCCUCCUUUGCUGAUGAGCUUGCUGCAAGGAUCAAAGGUGAACCAACCAAUAAGCCUGAGCCAGCUCGUGCAGCGUCAUCAUCCAUCUCCUCCAUCUCUAAGAAGAAGAGUAAAGCAAGCAAACCAGCUCGUCCACCGGUUGAGGAGGAGGAGGACGACGAUGAUGUGAUCUUCAAACCACCAAAAAUGGAGGAUGAUGACUACUCACCAUUUGGGGGAAGGGGUGGCCUCUUCAGUGGCGGCAAAGGCUUGUUUGAUGAUGAUGAUGAGGGAGAUCUGUUCUCUGAGGCUCCCAGGCAGGAAGCAGAAGUUAGAGGGCCGAACACGGUACCAACCGCAGAUCCAGGCAAAUCUAAGAAGAUCCCUCCCACUGCAGUGUCUGGAUUUCCAGAAAACAGCCUUUUUGGUUCUCCAAAUGACUCUGAUUCUGUUGAGAAUGAGAAUGACGACUCGUUCAAGCCUAAGCCACCACCAAUGGAGAAACGAUCAACUGGUGCGGGAGGGCUCUUUGAUGAAGACGAAGAUGAAGAUGACUUUUUCAGUGGGAAUACUCUUAAAAAGCCAAGCACAACAGAACCAGAGAAGCCCAAAUCCAAGACAGCAGUGGAUCUCUUCGGGGGUGAGGACGGUGAUGAUGAUGGGGACAUUUUCAGUGAGGGCUCAAGAACUGCUCCGGCCCAGCCCAGCAGGAACGAGCCGCCUGGAGACAAAGACAACAAGGCUCCAGCCCCCGAGAAGAAGUUGCCUGCUGGUGCCAUCUCCAUGUUUGGUCCUGGCACUACGAGCUUGUUAGCGGAGGGGUUGAGAAAGCGCCAGCCGUCCACCAGCGAGGAGUCCGAAAAAUCAGAGAACGAGCCUCCUGUGGAUAUCAAACCUACAGUCACCAAACCAGUGGAGAAGAAGCCUCAAAGUAGUAGAGGUCUGUUUUCUGAUGACGAAGACUCACAGAUCUUUCCAAGCAUGACCAAGAGCCAGUCCAAGCCUGAACCCAGCACUCAAGCCAGACCCAGCAAGGCCGCCUCCUCAAUAUUUGAUGAUGAAGAUGAGGAUCUGUUUUCUUCAGCAACCAAGCCCACAUCCAGUCAGCCUCCCUCAACAGCAAAGCAGGUGUCAAAACCAGCCUCCUCUUCCCUCUUCAGUGAUGAUGAGGAUCAGUGGAUGAGCUCCACCCCGGCUCUGGUGAAGCCAGAGGAGAAGACUGGGGGCAUGAAGGCGAGCGUUAGCGCCCCCUCCUGUUUGCCUACUGCUAAAGCGGCACAGAAAAGCAGUCUGUUCAAUGACGAUGGAGACGACCUGUUUGCUGCUACAAAGGAGUCAAGCCAGAAAAAGUCACAGAGAGUGUCGUUGCUGUUCGAAGACGAGACUGAGGAUGACGAGAAGGACUCCCUCUUUGGUUUCAAGCCUGCUAAUAACAAUACUGUCACCAGUCCAAAGGUGGCUGCUGUUGACCCUGCGCCCCCCUCGCUGCCUGCUGGGAAAGCGCCAGACGAGAAGGUUCCGGCGCCUGCGCUAGAGAGGGCACCUGAGGAGAAGGUGGUGGCAGCUGGACAGCUCCCGCAGUCACCGCUGUCCUUGCCCCAGGAAGCCGACGAGGUGAAGAAAAAGCCUGCCGGCGCCGUGAGUCUGUUUGGGGGAAUCGACGUGCUCGGCGAGAAGCCAGAUGCUCUCAAGCCCAGCAAAAUUUCGCUUGAGGAUGACUACGAUAGCGAUGACUUCCUGGGGAAAGAAGGCCCUCCACCACUGGUGAAGAGUGGAAAGAAAACAGCACUUAGUCUGUUUGAUGAUCACGGUGAUAACGGUGAUGAAGAUGAGGAUGAGACCAAUGGGGCUCUAUCUGUGUCUGUGUCUGUCCAACCAGCAAUCAAAAACACACUCAAGGAGCCAAGGUCAAGCAACAAGAGCACCGGAGUUUUUCAGGACGAGGAGCUUCUGUUCAGUCAGACACAGCAGAAGGACAACGACCCAGACGUUGACCUAUUUGCCACCUCUGUCAAAUCCCCUAGUCCUUUACCUGCGUCAGGGAAGCCAGCAGUUCCUUCACUGUUUGGGGAUGACGACGAGGAUGACCUCUUUGCCUCUUCCAAAUCGAAAGCACCCCCAGUAAGGGAACCACCCCCAAAGGUUGCUGAGAAGCCAGUUAAGCCUCAGAAGGAAGUAUCGUCUGUCAAACCUGUCAGUAGCACAUCAUCAUCUGAAAAUGAGCCUCCAAAACAAGUAGAACCUAAAGGGCCUUCUUCUCGGAUUGGAAAACUUCAAGCCAACCUGGGCAUCAACCCUGCCAGCCUCCUGCCUGGAGCAGUGCCGCGGAUCCCCGGAGCUGUCAGCGUUCUGCCGGGCCUGGCGCCCUCCACAUCCGCCGCCUCCAGCAUCUCCCCCACCUCUCCGCUGCCAAGCCUAGCCAGCACGCCCACGCAGCCCCACACGCCCAUUGAGGCUGCCGUGAGCUUUGACAGCCCCGCACAAGUCAACACACUACAAAGUGCCAACAAGGGUCGCACCAAGGGAGCAGUUCGACGGCGGCCCCAGACCAGAGCAGCCAGGCUGCUGUCAGCCCAGCACUCGGAGGACCAGAGGGACGACGGCCCACAGGAGAGCUCCAGCGCCAGCCUGGCCGCUGCCUCCGUUCUGCCCACCCCCAGCUCGUCCACGCCUCUGCCCCCCACCUUCUCGCUGCCGGCAGUAGCCACCCCUCCGGAGAAGGACUCUGCACCGGCAGUCAGGCCCAAGAGGCCCCCAGUGACGGCGGUGGUUGACGAUGGGGAUGACCUCUUUGGCUCAGGCGACCUUUUUGCCUCUGCGCCUAAACUGGAAACCCCGCCUAAACUGGAAUCCCCGCCUAAACUGGAAUCCACACCCAAAGUGGAACCCUCGCCCAAACCCAAAAUGAAAACUCCUGCAGAGGUGCCUGCCAGCGGACCUAAGAAAGAUUCUGCUCCCUCCAUUUUCGAUGACCAAGGAGAUGAUCUCUUUGGACUGGGCAAGCAGAAGGCUUCCAAGAAGACCACGUCAACUCCGUUCCUGCCGGAUGAGGAUGAUGAUGACCUAUUUGGAAUUGGUUCAGGCAUUGGCAAAGCUUCAGCUACUAAAGAGUCAAAUGCUGGAGGCAGUUCUGCAAAGCAGGACAUUUUUCAGGACAAAAUUGAGACGACUCCUAAAGCUUCCAAGAAGAAAGAAAAAUCUUUGGAUGCAAGCUUGUUUGAUGACAAUGUUGACAUUUUUGCUGACUUAACUCCAAAAGCAAAACCAAAAGAGAAAAAGUCUAAGAAGAAAGCAGAGCCCAAAUCCAUAUUUGAUGAUGAUAUGGAUGAUAUCUUCUCACCUGGCACCAGUAAGCCGGCAACAAAGCCUCCCUCCAAAGCCAAGAAGACACAGCCGGCCUUUGACCCUAGUUCAACAGAGGACUCCAGCUCCAGUAUGUUUGAUGACCCUCUAAAUGUCCUUGGCGGGAACUGAAUUUUUUGAAAGGCUUCAAAUGUAACGUUAUUCAGAAUUGUUUUUGUUGAGGACAAAAUAAGGGUUGAUGAGACUGAAUUAACACUGUUAUUAGUUUAUUUAUAAUUCCAUCAAUAACAUCCUUUAAGAUAUUGGCCAGAGGGGGUAAAAAAAAAAAUCAUUGUAAUGGCGUUUGUAGACUCAUCAGAUUAACAGGUUAUUGAAUAGUAAUUAACUGCCAUUCUGUAAAUGUUCCAUUUGUUGUAAUACACAUCAUGACGGCACUUUAAGCAUGAAUUUUACCUUAUGUAGAUAGAUUAUGUCAUUUAUAUAAAUGAAUCAUUGAUCUGUGAACUUACAUUUUGCUAUGAUGAUGUUACUUUUAAAUUUCACUCUUGUAUCAGAUUGUGCCAUAAUAUUGGACUGCUAAAUCUCUUACAUUUGUGCGCACUGUCCGUAGACUUUUCUUUUUCUUGUAAAUGUUCAUUGUUUUUUUUUUUUAAACUUCAAGCUGUUCAGAUUUGUAAUGCUGCAUGUGGCAUUUGAUUUUUGAAAACUAAAAUAUAUAUAUUUUAUGGAACAUA
This is a messenger RNA of Sardina pilchardus (European sardine), 5040 nucleotides long. It is a transcript of the gene washc2c, whose product is annotated as WASH complex subunit 2C. The record is from RefSeq and is a predicted model, not a curated record. Gene Ontology annotation, biological process: chromatin organization. Lineage: Eukaryota; Metazoa; Chordata; Actinopteri; Clupeiformes; Clupeidae. Gene Ontology annotation, cellular component: nucleus. The transcript is spliced from 32 exons. The coding region runs from base 173 to 4477 and encodes 1434 amino acids.